This is a messenger RNA of Cotesia congregata, 963 nucleotides long. Lineage: Eukaryota; Metazoa; Arthropoda; Insecta; Hymenoptera; Braconidae. The record is from the annotation of a GenBank genome assembly.
AUGGCUGCCAUUUUUUCCACAUUUUUCAAAGUUGGUGACUAUUUGCGUCGAUCAGCGGACCCAAUAUACUCUGAGAUGAUCUAUCAAGAGCAUUACACCAUCGUUAACCUACCAAUUGUCGACACGUGCGUUAACUUUUUCCUUCCCUGCAACAAGAACAAGAACCGAUGUGCGGACUAUCCAUGUUGGGACACUUCUAGGGUGGUCCUUAAAUCCAACAACAGCUUGGAUUACAUCAACGCCAAUUAUGUCUCUGGAUUUGACAUGAGUGCCAAAUUUAUAGCAACGCAAGAGCCAAUGCCCGGAACUUUCAAUGAUUUUUGGAAAAUGAUCUGGCAGGAGAACUCUCGGGUAAUUGUGAUGUUAAACGGCACCAAGCAACAAUCAGAACCAAGGAACCUCCAGUAUUUCGCGGCCACUCAAGAUAACACACUGAUUAAGGAGUUUAUCAUCAAGGAAGAACGCGUUAAGCUUAAUUCCUACUACACCAAAACAACAUUGAAGGUAACUCACUUAGAAACUGGAGAAGUAAGGGUCAUCCACCAUUUUAAGUACUUAAACUGGCCAGAAAAUGAAGCUCCGGACAUUAAAGAGGUCAUUGACUUCUUGUUAGCCGUCAAUAGAAAGGACCAAGCUUAUUUCAGAAAAGUGUUGAAGACUAACCAAGUUCUGCCGGGGCCAAUUGUCGUUCAUGGGGAGAAAGGUGUUGGAAGAACUGCUGCCUAUUGUGUUGCAGACAUAUGCUUGUACCAGAUAGCACACACUGCGAGUAUAUCAGUGCCUUCAACGGUGGUAAAAGUGAGACAGCAGAGGAGAUUUAGUAUGCAAACUGCUAAUCACUAUAUUUUUGUUAAUAAUCUUGUGCUUUAUUUUUUGGUUACUUUGAGGUCGAAUAUUGAAACCUACCUGGAAUUACGCUCACAUAUUAAUAAAAGUGACGUGGAUUUGUUGUUCAGAUCUUGA